CAUUCCCUACUUCCAUUCUCUCUUAUAGAUAAUGUCUCCACUGCUUUUGUUUGGUUUGGUGUUUCUGAGCCACUUCAAUGGUGGAUUGAAUACACCAUUGCCACCUCCAAACUUUGGAGAUCAUGUUUCCAUUCUAAGCAUAGAUGGUGGUGGCAUCAGAGGAAUUAUUCCUGCCACUGUUCUUAUUUACUUGGACAAUGCUCUUAAGGCUAAGGAUCCAACGACAUCGUUGGCAGAUUAUUUCGAUGUGAUAUCAGGAACAAGCACUGGUGGAAUCAUGAGUGUUAUGUUAGCAGCUCCAAACGCAUCUGAUUCCAAUCGUCCUCUCUUUACUCCAUCACAAGUCGUAGAGUUCUACAAGAAAUAUGGCCCUGGCAUAUUUAAACCUAGAUCUAUCUUGGAUCCCGUCCAAUGUCCCAAGUAUGAUGGAAAGUUUUUAAGAGAUACAGCUCGUCAGAUAUUGAAAGAAACACGACUCGAUCAAACGUUGACCAACUUGGUAAUACCAACUUUUGACGAGGACAAAAUCCAUCCAGUUAUAUUCUCAAACUACAAGCUGAAGACAGAAAGUUACCUGAAUGCGAAACUUUCAGAUAUUGCUCUUGGCACUUCGGCUGCACCAACUUAUUUUCCAUCCCACGAAUUUCAGAAUGAUGGUGUUUCAUUUGAUUUGGCUGAUGGUGCUCUCGCUGCUAACAAUCCU
Molecule: messenger RNA, 703 nt
Organism: Vigna radiata var. radiata (mung bean)
Lineage: Eukaryota; Viridiplantae; Streptophyta; Magnoliopsida; Fabales; Fabaceae
Product: patatin-like protein 3
Biological process (GO): lipid metabolic process
Molecular function (GO): monoacylglycerol lipase activity; glycerophospholipase activity
Source: RefSeq, a predicted model, not a curated record